GUUUUGUUCCGGUUUUCCCUAGCGUCUGUGCAAGACUGUGCGUAAGCGGUGGCCCUUUUCUCAACGACGUGAAUCAGUUUUGCCUCGCAGACUCGACUGAAAGUAAAGUUUCCGAGGAUCAACGGCGUUAUCCCGGGCCCUUAAAUCUCACGGGCAGUCCGGGCAACAUACAACAUUCACCAUGUGCGAGAGAGGUGAUGCUGCGCCAGCCUUUGUCAAGCUGGUCAUCAGGACCGAAGGGAGCCAACUCUUCUCGGAGCGCAAGUUUCCUGUCACCAACACAAUUCGGGAGCUCAAACAGAAGCUGGAACUCCUCACAGGUGCAUCUGCCAGCUCCAUGAGGCUGGAGCUGCGUGACUCGGGAGAUGCAAACGUCAUCAAGACCCUGACAGACGAUGAUGAUGCAUGUCUCAGUGCGUACCCCAUCUGCGACGGCCUCAUACUGCACGUUUCCGAUCCGCUUAUGAACAACGACGAAUUUAAGGACCUCUCAAAUGUACCUAAGGUGCAGCUUUCCGAAGAGGCCUACAAUCGACUCAACAACACGGCACGAGCGUUCCUGCAGAAGAACGGGCUCGGCCGUUACAACGAGGAUGCACAGGAAAGGGCCCGCAAGUUGGAAGAAGAGAAAGCGCGCAAACAGAAGGAAAUAAUUAAGGUCAUUCACGUUGGGAAUCGUUGCGAAGUGGUUGGCAUCGCUGGCCAGCCAAGGCGGCGUGGGACUGUCGCCUACGUCGGCGAGGUCGACUUCAAGCCGGGCGUCUGGGUCGGCGUCCGGUAUGACCUUCCGUUGGGCAAGAACGACGGCAGCGUCGCGGGGAAGCGGUACUUCGAGUGCCCCCCCAAGUACGGCGGUUUCGUGCGCCCCGCCGACCUGGUACUCGGAAACUUCCUGCCCGAGGGCGACUGCACCGAUGGCGGCGACAUAGACCUCGACGAAGAACUGUAGUGGAAAGCACCGCGUAGUUUGCACGCGCGCUUUUCGCUUGUAGUCCGUUUUUACACUACUUUGUAAAUUUUUGUUUUUUCUAAGGGGUUUUUCAUUUUUGCUCACUCAUAGCGCAUGGUAUGCGUCGGGUUUGAGGAGGGCAAGAAACUCGCGAGGGGGAAUAACCACCGAGACACACGAAAGUGCGUUCUGUUUAGAGCAAGGCAUGACUGUUGUAAAAGAGACGGGAGAGGUGACCUUGGCCAGUCCGUUUCAAACAAAGUGAAUCUUGGAUGAUAUGUCAAUUUUUGAAAAGAUAAAAUGCUCAUCGAACUAGGUGACCAGUGAGUUGUGCGAAAGUUUGCGCUUUCAGAACCAGCGGCUGUUACAAAAUACGGAGUUUUAGGGAAGCUGGUAGGCCCUUGAGCACAGUGUUGUAGGAAUGAAGAUGUUCCCUUUUAUGAAUUGUUAAUAAUAUUAAGAUUACUCUAACCGAUUGCGCUAAAAGCAAAAAAAAAAGAAAAAGUAACUCUUGAGAAGCAUGGCAUUGCACUGUUGCGGAAGAGUUGAAUCGCAGACUGUUCUACUGAACCUGUUGUCAAACGUGCCGCAGUUUUCACAGUUAACAGCACAGGUGAUUGAUAAACUUUUCUGCAGCAUAAACUAGGGAGAGAAAGUAAUUCACUUUUAACCCGAGUGUCUAUUUUGCGUAAGUUCAACAUUUGUGUAUUUAAUUAGAAAGAGGUAUACCAAUAUGGCUCCUAAUGCAGUUGUCGAUUAGUUAAAGGCUAUUCUGUAGGCUUUAAUGUAAGACUUUGGAGGAAGGGUUAAUGGGGGCCAACUCAGAUUUUCCUAUUCAAAUGCUAAGGGUGAAAUGCACAAAUGCCCAAACCGAUAUGAAUGAAAUUUUCACACUUGAGAAAGCUUAUAUUCUGCUGAAGUUUGAAUCAGAAUUGUGAUUUAGAACCUCCGAUUUUCUUAAGGAGACUGCAGAAAAUUUGUAAAUUUCAACAAAAUUGAGGCACGAAGCUUACAACUCUGUCUGCAACAGAAAUAUAAAAAAGCUUUCUCUUAAGCUGCUAUGAGCACUUGAAUACCAAUGAAGUGCGACAGAGUACCUGUGGAAUAAAAUGUGGUAGUACAGUCGUACUUUGAUAUAAAGAGUGUAGAUAUAAUUAAUUUUAAAAUAUAACAAAGUAAAUCUAAAAUUUGGUUAGCCGUGCUUUAUUUUGGCUAAUAUUUUACUUCUAUAAUAAAACCGAGAAAGUGGGAUAUGAGAUAGCAUUUUUUACAACAAAGCAGAUAUUCGUUCACUCAGCAGCUCAACGUAUAUGUUUUGCUGACGAGGAUGUCAAACAUAGUUGGCAAGAGCGACUUGAAACGGUACGUUCCGGACACGAGUGCAUGUUUUGACCAUGGUUUGGCUUGGCCGGCCCAAUGCUGGCCAAGCCAACGUUCCAAUCCUGUGUGACCACACGGAUAGCCUGGCAGUGUAAAGCAAGUUUCCAAUUUAGUUUUGUUCUCAUGAUUUGUAUCUGCACGGCAAGCCACCAAAGUCUGUCUAAAUUGAAAGGAGACCCUUCGAUGGCCCGUCAGAGCUUGGCCCGUGCUUGGCAUUCUUUCGCACAGACCUAAUGGCAAUUUUUUUUACGCUGACACCAAUGGGUGCGCUUGUAACGAAUGGUGGAUAUAACGAAAUAUUAUUGCGUCACAUGCGACUUUGUGAUGAGGCUCGACUGUAAACGUUGUGCUCUGCUGUAGCAGGCUGUCCUUUCAAGAGUGCUGAACCCCAAAAGUGAUCGACAGUACUCGAAACAGCCCACUCGAAUGGACACUUUUUAUUGAGUGGCGCAGUCAAUGACAACCGGGAAUCGUUUAGCCGCUGUAAUUGUCACUACACUUGCACUCGUUAAGUUUUCAUUUUUGAACACAUCUUAGUUUUGUUACUGGACUUUUGUAAAUUUACGCUUUUUUUUUUUACCUUUUCCAAUGCAGAUUGCUCAUUGUUAUGUGCACCUCUUGUAAGAACUUGUCGUCGUACGUUGCACCUGCUUCGAUUUGUGUUGUAAAAACGCUCGAUUUACCGUAGGGUUUCAUACAAAUGGUGCUACAAGUGCAGUAGCCUGGCGCUGCGGUUGCUCCGACGAAUGCAGCGAUGAUGGAAGGUAUGCAUAUUUUCAUCAGAGUUUCGUACAAUUAACUAGAGGGAACUGUGGCGCAAGUGUCGACAGAAGCUGCAAGCAGGGCAGUUCGGCCAGCAUGGGAAUAAUGGUUAGUACAUGAGUUAGCCAAAAACUUUGUUUUUCCAGCUUUAUAAAUGGCUUCACAGCUUUUUAAACUGAUCAUUUUCAAGAAAUACUGCGUUAUAUAUAAUUAAGGAAACAUUAUUAAAAUUGUUUGACGGCAGGAUUCGAACGCGCCCUGCGUUCGAAUCCUGCCGUCAAACAAUUUUUGCACGGAAGUCCGAUAUUUGCACGGAAGUCCGCUCUAGCACGGAAGUCCGAUAUUGAGACCAUUGCGCCACGGACGCAUGGACAAGCGGAGCUGCUGCACUUAGCAGCUGUUAUGCGUUUUUGCAGUCUUAUUGCCUUCUGUAUUAAAAAAAAGUAUAGAUAGCUUCGAAAUUUAGGCCAGUGAAGGCAGAUAAAGCAUAAUAGACAAAGCCGUAAGAACGUUUGAAGUCACAAGACAAAUCCAUGUUCCAUCAUUCCCCUGGUGGCUGAACGAUCACUGUGCCAGAGUUCCCUCUAGUCAUCAUUGUAGGAAACUCUAUUUUUAAUGACUUGGCUGGAAAUGUUCUGGUUAGGUUAGGCAAUGCGAGGUUAGGCAGCGGGUGGGUAGUGGUUUCCACAUGUGGCAUUGCUAGCAGUUGACCACAGUGAGGUUAGAGGGAGAAGUGAAUGAGACAAAGGAGGGAAUGAAAAGGGGGGAGUGCAUGGGGGGGGGGGGCUGUACACGGCUGCUGCCAUUUAAUUUCAUUAAUACUGUCAGCCCAAAAAUGAGCUCUAUUACAGGCGCAGAGCUAUAGUAAAAGAUGAACUCCGAGACAGUGUUCAAGUAGUGUUCAGGAAAUGGAAGUACGAAAUAAUCUUAGCGACUAUCAAUUAAACGCUUCUAAAAUAGUUUAUCGGGUGAGGAAAAUACUCUGAUAAAAAAAAAAGCAUGCUGCGGAAGAUAUUUGAGCGUUGUUAAUAAAGUAAACGUGAAAGGUGAGAUUUUCACAGCUACGAAAGUCUGUCGUGGCCGACGCCUGUUUUCUGCAUUGGGGCUGACAUUGUAAAGGACCACGUAAUUUUUUUUUUUUUUUUUCACAAUCUCCAUACAGAGGCUUCUUCUUCUUUGUGGGGUUUUACGUGCCAAAACCAGUUCUGAUUAUGAGGCACGCCGUAGUGGAGGGCUCCGGAUUAAUUUUGACCACCUCGAUACAGAGGCAAGCACUUCUAAGUGCAAUGCAAACGUUAAGUAAAACAAAUUGAGAGCAUAGAGGUGCUCUCUUGCAGGGAUCAGCUGAAUUUCAGGGUAACAAGUACACAUUUCAAGCCAACUGUGUGAAAAGCUGCAUGCUUCUGAUCAUUCCUGUGAUGGUUGAACAUAGUCUGGCAGUUUCAGAAAACAGUUGGUCAUGGAGAUUUCAUCUGUGUAGUCAUUGUAUGAAGCUCUAUGGUAUAUAUUACAUAUGUUCGCACAGUGCCAUUUGACUAUUUGGUGAUGCACAAUUGUGCUGGAUCUUCGACAGAUUGUAUAACUGGUUGGCUAAGCGUGGGAAAUAAACAUUGCUACUCAAGUGUCCCACGCUCACAAAAUAACUCUGCUGGCGGGGUUAAAUUAAGACAGGGUCGGUGACAAAAAGUAGCGCGCGAUUUCUGCCCUGUGUAAUGGUUUCCGCAUCAUUGUCUUCUAAGUUAUUUCAACAUUCCCACGAAGAACAUGUUUUUUAACUGGUUCGGCAAAUGCUGUUGCUAGGACUGGUUGGAGAAUUGCAAAGUUUGAAUCCCGACGUCCAAAGAAACUUGCGGUGCCUUUGGGCAGGCAGUGGUGAGAAGGAAGUGAAUAAAAAAUUUGAUAAGGAACACAAAACCUACA
Dermacentor silvarum is the source of this 5011-nucleotide messenger RNA. RefSeq names its product tubulin-folding cofactor B. Gene Ontology annotation, cellular component: cytoplasm; nucleus; microtubule plus-end. The record is from RefSeq and is a predicted model, not a curated record. The transcript has 5 exons. Gene Ontology annotation, biological process: post-chaperonin tubulin folding pathway; tubulin complex assembly; cytoplasmic microtubule organization. Bases 182 to 949 code for a protein of 255 amino acids. Gene Ontology annotation, molecular function: microtubule plus-end binding; alpha-tubulin binding. Lineage: Eukaryota; Metazoa; Arthropoda; Arachnida; Ixodida; Ixodidae.